This is a messenger RNA of Botrytis deweyae, 2544 nucleotides long. RefSeq lists its product as uncharacterized. Bases 1 to 2544 code for a protein of 847 amino acids. NCBI's taxonomy places the organism in Eukaryota, Fungi, Ascomycota, Leotiomycetes, Helotiales, Sclerotiniaceae. The record is from RefSeq and is a predicted model, not a curated record. The transcript is spliced from 2 exons.
AUGUUAUCUCGGCUUCUGAAUUCUACGCUGGAAAAGCUGUCAAUCAAAGAAGUGGCACCUUUGGAAUCUCCUAAGGAUUUAUAUCCAACUCUGUCUUUUCCUCCGCCUCAUCCGGCGGGGAAAGGAACCCGAUCAAUAUGUGCACGAUGUCUGACCCUACUCUCCCAUAUGAUAAAACUAUAUGGAGAUGGAACAAAGCAAGAUAAACUUCAGAUUGUGCACUCUCCAUCAAUGCAAGUACGCGAUUUUCGACCAAAGCACAGAAGUCUAUGGAUACAUCCUAAGGAUGAUCCCGAGGAGGAUCCAUUAGAUGAGAAUUGCGUUAUAUGUGCAAAGAUCAGAAUUCUUUUCGAUGCAAUGCAAGCACAUGUAUCAUUUGAACCUUCCUUGCGAGAUGCACCCUAUGAGGACUGGAGUUUAAUUUGGGCGGGAAGCAUUGAUAUUCCAAAUAGAUGUCUUAGUGUACUUAUUACCACAAAACAUAAGGGCGGAUUUUCAUGGGGAAUUGGUGGCUUUAAGGUCUACCCCGGUGUGGACAAUAAUUCUGUACAUAUACCAGCCUCCGAGGAAACGUCCCGUGAUUACCCUGUUAUUGUACCACUGGAUUUUCAGGAUCCCACAGGGCAAGAUACUAAUAUCAUCCAACCUGAGCCUGCUGCUUUCUGUUCAACACUAAGCGCCGGAACAACGGCCGGGGUAAGGUUAUGGAUGAAUACUUGCGCAAACUCACAUACACAGUGUCGCAGGAUAUUCAGAAAGGGUGGCGACGAUCAAUAUGAACCGGAAACAUAUUGGUUUCCAGAUCGCCUACUUAAAAUUGCUCGAGACGACUCUGAGCCUGGAUAUUCGGAUAUAAGUGCGCGUUUGGUAGUCAGAUCUCAUCCUGCCGACUUUCCUCCAGGAUGGAAGGGGUUAGACUACGCUUCUCUCUCUCAUUCUUGGGGUCCUGAGCCGAAUCCUUCUGCUCCUCUUGGUGGUCGUGUCGGGGCAGUGCUCACUAAGUCAAAUCUUGCCCUUUGGCGAGUUGACGUACCACUCGAUGAUCUUCCACUCACCUUCAGGCAUGCAAUAAUUGUCUGUGUGACGUUGGGAUUUCAGUACAUCUGGAUUGAUAGCUUAUGCAUUGUCCAAGACAGCCUUGAAGAUUGGCAGGAGCAGAGCGCUAUGAUGAGAGAUGUGUACAAGUUUGCAUGGCUAAACAUUGCGGCUCUAUCCACUACAUCCGACUAUGAAGGUUUUAUCAAUGAAUAUCGAGAUCCACGAGCCGAGUUUGGAUUUCGAACUUCUUUUGCAUCUAUUCUUGGCCAUGAUCUUGGACAAAGAAACACUGAUAAUGACGACUGCUUGUUACUUAGUGGCGUAGCAAGGCUUUUGUGGAACUUCUCCUCUGAUAUACCUGGCAAUACUGUGUCGAAUGCACCCUUAUUUACACGAGCAUGGGUAUACCAAGAGCGCAGUCUUGCUCGACGGACUCUCGCUUUUGCGAAGAAUAGUGUGUAUUGGGCUUGUGAUGAACAUUCUGGUGGAGAACAGCCCGAAUGGUCUGGUGUUGAAGGCUCGAGUUUACGAAGAACGUUACACUUUGUGCGGGAAACGGCUGUAUUGAACCCGCCUUCUGAAGAGCAACUAAUGCGGUUACUAAGAGAUUUUGAAAAAACCUGGCAAUCCACCGUAGCAGCAUACACACGUUGUAAAUUGACACAAAGCAUUGAUAAACUCAUUGCCGUUUCAUCCAUCGCUCAAGAACUGGCGGCAAUGAUGCCACAGAAAUAUCUCGCGGGCCUAUAUGAUUUCAACGUUGUGCAUCAACUGACUUGGGUUAACAUAGAUGGACGAACCACACCACCAAGAAAGCGAGUUGGAGACCCAGAGUACGUAGCUCCAAGUUGGAGUUGGGCCAGUGUUGAAGCACCAGUACAUAAUUAUACCAUCACUGCAUCCGGCGUCAGUCCAAAAUAUGAAGAAACCCCUGGUCUUAAACAAUUUGCACUAGCCAAUGUAAUAGGCGCAGACGUGGCACUUGAAACAGAGUACCUCUUUGGUUUUGUGAAAGCGGGAUGGAUGAGAUUACGCGGACGUUUGAAUCGUGUAAAGGCAGCUUACAAUAGAGCACCGAGUUGGAAUGCUUGGGAAAAAAGUGUUCAGCUUAUUGACGAAGACACGGGACAAGGUAUAUGGUAUACCGGAGAUACGGUAGAGGCAUAUGAGAUUAUUAGUUGGAAUACGGGCAUCAGAAGCUUGGUGUGGAUGCCGCUGCUGAUAACAUUCGAUAGCACUGUGUCAUGCCAAUGCAUCUUCCUCGUUGAGGUGGAUGCUUCGGAUCAAAUCGGCGAUGAUGGAAAAUUUGUCAAGCCGGGUGAGAAAGUAUAUAGAAGGGUUGCGAGUGGAAAUUUUGGGAGUGUCACGAGUAGUCAUCGACAUAAUAAAUUAAUUAUGGGAUUGGGGAGAUAUCCGUUUAUGCGAGAGAAAGAUGGCCAAGGACAGGCGUUAGCAAAUGAAUUUAAGAGAAGAGAAGAUGGAUUCGAGCAGAUAGUUAUCAUUUAA